Messenger RNA from Rattus rattus (black rat), 781 nucleotides. RefSeq names its product VHL binding protein 1 (gene Vbp1). Gene Ontology annotation, cellular component: prefoldin complex; cytoplasm. The coding region runs from base 36 to 626 and encodes 196 amino acids. Gene Ontology annotation, molecular function: tubulin binding. The transcript has 6 exons. NCBI's taxonomy places the organism in Eukaryota, Metazoa, Chordata, Mammalia, Rodentia, Muridae. The record is from RefSeq and is a predicted model, not a curated record. Gene Ontology annotation, biological process: microtubule-based process; protein folding; tubulin complex assembly.
GCGCAGGCCACAGUUCGCUCCGCCUCCUUCCCAAGAUGGCGGCGGCUCAGGGAGGGCGCGGCUUGGAGGCGGGCAACGGUCGGCGACUGCACCUGGGGAUUCCGGAAGCGGUGUUCGUGGAAGAUGUGGACGCCUUUAUGGCCCAACCCGGAAAUGAGAGCGCGGACGCUGCGCUGCGGAAGCUGGACGAGCGCUACCAGAAAUACAAGUUCAUGGAGCUCAGCCUCGCACAGCGCAAGCGCAGGCUGAAGUCGCAGAUCCCCGAGAUCAAGCAGACGCUGGAGAUCCUCAAAUACAUGCAGCGGAAGAAGGGGUCGCCCCACGCCAUGGAGACGCGCUUCCUGCUGGCCGACAACCUGUACUGCAAGGCCUUGGUGCCCCCAACGGACAGGGUCUGCCUGUGGCUGGGGGCCAACGUGAUGCUGGAGUACGACGUGGACGAGGCCCGGGCGCUGCUGGAGAAAAACCUGGCGACAGCGGCGCGGAACCUGGAGGCCCUGGAGGACGACCUGGACUUCCUGCGGGACCAGUUCACCACCACGGAAGUCAACAUGGCGCGCGUUUACAACUGGGACGUGAAGCGCAGGAGCCGGGACGACAGCGGCGCCGCCAAGAGCAAAGCGUAAGGGCGCCCACCACUGCGCUCGCCCGCCCGAUGUCCAUCUCACGCCUAAACAUUAAUGUAUAUGUCACCGGUUUAAUGUAUAUCGCACCCGAUUUUUUUUUCCUCCCCAACCCACCCCACCCCCCACAGCAGAAUUAAAAACCUGAAGAGACGCCA